CGUCUAUCAUCUCGAUGACAGAAAGUUUCCAUUCUUUUGUUUUGGUUACACUAGAAACACCCAAAACAAAAUACGAAAUUAAAUCAGGCCGUGAAUGAGUUAAUGAUUUUGAUCAGGCAGGAUGUCGUGCAAUGCGUGUAGUAAAAGUUAUGGAUUUUUCUGCAAAGAAAUUGGCUGUCCCAGUUGCGGUUUUUCAUUCUGCUCCAAAUGUCUUAAGAAGUCCCUAGCGCUACCUAAAUUCAAGGGAGCCGAGAAAAAAGUUUGUCUCAGUUGCUACGAUAAAUAUACGAAAAACCAGCUAUCAUCCAGCGACGAACCCAUGGAAAUAGAUCCUGCAGUCAUUUCACCUAUGGAUGCACCGAUUCCUGCUGAAGCCCAGACCGAUCUCGACGAAGUGAUACGAAAUCGGUUGAUUUCGCUGAAAGAAGACCGUUUGAAUUCCAAAACCAAUUCACAGUCGUUUGCUGACAUUGCGAUAAGAGUAUCGAAUCUGAAGGGCAUCGCGCACAAGGAACAUUCCAACAAAGAUAUUUUGUUAAAUAUGGACACCAGAACCGACGAGGAGAAGACUAGGGAUCUUGUCAAACAGUUUUUGGAGGAACGAUCACUGGACGAACAAUCCGAUCCGAUUAAGGAUAUUGAGAGGCGUCUGGCUGCGUUGAAAGGAUGCUCCAGUUCGGAUGAUAUGAAAGCUGAUGCAAAUAAGGAAAGUGAUUCCGACGAUGAGACGAAAGUGAAAAAAUUGGUGUCCAAGUAUUUGGAUGAGGCAGCCUUACCCGAUGCAAACAUAGAACUCACACCCGAAGAACAGGAAUUUGUAAAAAAUGCUGAAGGAAAGAAGGAUAAAGACCUCGAGGAAUUGCCGUGGUGCACAAUUUGUAAUGAAGAUGCUGAGUUAAGGUAUCAGGGAGAUCUGUUCUGUAAACAGUGCUACAAAGAGAUCAAAGAAGAGGAUGACGGAUAGCUUGAGAACGACGAGAAGACAACACGAAUGCCGUUCACUAAAUUGCUUUAUUAUUCGAUUAAUUUUUAAAAUAUUAAAAUUGCUAUUUACACCAUA
Messenger RNA from Bradysia coprophila, 1060 nucleotides. Its product is annotated as abscission/NoCut checkpoint regulator. NCBI's taxonomy places the organism in Eukaryota, Metazoa, Arthropoda, Insecta, Diptera, Sciaridae. The record is from RefSeq and is a predicted model, not a curated record. Gene Ontology annotation, biological process: mitotic cytokinesis checkpoint signaling; abscission. Gene Ontology annotation, cellular component: centrosome; midbody; cleavage furrow. Gene Ontology annotation, molecular function: metal ion binding; phosphatidylinositol-3-phosphate binding.